Messenger RNA from Harpegnathos saltator (Jerdon's jumping ant), 555 nucleotides. Its product is annotated as chromosome transmission fidelity protein 8 homolog. The coding region runs from base 176 to 532 and encodes 118 amino acids. NCBI's taxonomy places the organism in Eukaryota, Metazoa, Arthropoda, Insecta, Hymenoptera, Formicidae. Gene Ontology annotation, cellular component: Ctf18 RFC-like complex. The transcript has 2 exons. Gene Ontology annotation, biological process: mitotic sister chromatid cohesion. The record is from RefSeq and is a predicted model, not a curated record.
UCGGUCUCUAAAUUACAUUAGAUUGAGUCGCAAAUAAUAUUUAUAUAUUGACAAUAUUUAUGUUUCUAUACGUAAGGCUAUAUAUACAUUAAUGGCUUCUUAGAGGCAGUUAAAGGUUAUCUGAGUGUCUUCCCAUACAUUAAUAGCUAACGACUUUUGACACUUAACAACAAAAAUGAUCGUUCCGAUUAAGAGAGAUGGAGUUAUUGAAGAUUGGGCAAUUAUAGACCUUCAAGGUGAUUUAAAUUUCGAGAAAGUUGAAAAUCCUAACAAUCAAUUGAUCGGAGACCUACAUUUUACAAAAACUGGAAUACCUAUUUUAAUUAUUGGAAUUCAUGUACUACAUGGAAAACAGGUGAUGCUUGAGAAACCUCUAGUUGUAUUAGAGAAACAUAAAAAAAACACAGAUGAGAUAAUGGGACAGGAAAUUGAAACAAAGACUGAAUAUGUAGUAAAGGCAAUUGUAAAGAAGAAACUUUUAUUUAGAACACGACCAAAAUCUAUAGUGACUAAUGUUCCAAAACCAUGCUAAUCUUAAAGAAUUAAACAUAAAUA